Messenger RNA from Camellia sinensis, 689 nucleotides. NCBI's taxonomy places the organism in Eukaryota, Viridiplantae, Streptophyta, Magnoliopsida, Ericales, Theaceae. The record is from RefSeq and is a predicted model, not a curated record.
AUGGAACCUAAAGUUGAAUUUAGCGAAUUGAUUGAUCAAGAAGAUGGUGAAGAAGCCAAACCAAUUAGCAAACAUGCCAAACCAAGCCUUGAUAACUUAGCCUUGAAGAACGAUGAAACGAAUUUGUUGAAAGCUAAGUUAGAAGAGAAAGGGAAAGAACUAGAAGUUUUUCACCAAGAAAACGAGAACCUAAAAGGUCAGCUCAAUGAAGCAGCUUUGGAGAUAUCAACAGGUCAAGCCAAGGAAGAGGACAUGACUUCAAGAUUAAGCCAACUAGAACUAGAUCUAGAAGAAUUGAGAGCUAAUGAAGUCAAGUUGAAGGAGAAGCUUAAAGCUGUAGAAGGAACAAAUGAGGCAUUGGAAACCGAAAUGAAGAAACUGAGAAAGCAUACAAAGUAGUAGAGGAAGGCGGCCGAUGUUACAACCACAGUGCUUGUCGGGGGCAUGGAGAUGAAAGACGAGAGAAAAAUAUCAGAGAGGUGUGGGUCCAUGGAUAAGCAAUUUGGAAGCAAAGGUGAAGGUAUAUUUGGAGUGAGAAAUAAUGGAAUGAGAGGAUGUGAACAGAGAAUGUGAGGGUAUAUUUAGAAUGUGAAGUGUGUGGAUUGAGAUAAAAAAGUAAAAAUCAAAUUACUAAAUGUGUGAAUUGAGAAAAGAUGUAUACAGAGAUAAUUCGGUGUGCGGAAAUAGAA